ACCAAUGAAAAGCGACUUUGCGAGGUGUUAGGUUGAAGUGCGGUUAAGGGCUAACUUUAAGGGUUUCAGGAAUGCUAUUGUAGUACACUAAGAUACUUGCAUAUUAACAAAUGGAAAACCCUUGAACAGAGGAAGUGAAAAGGUACAGCAGAAAGAGACAUUCAAGCAUGUUUAGACGCUUGCUGCAAUGGAAAACCACAAAAUGACAGCUCGGGAGCUGUGUGAAAUAGAUGACUUGGCCACCAGCCUUGUCCUGGACCCAUACCUGGGAUUCAGCACCCACAAGAUGAAUAUAAGCCCUCAGCCUGUUAUUCGAAGACAUCAAUACCUGCGGGGUGUUCUACAGCGUUUUAAGAGAACAGGAGAUUUUGAAGCUACAUUUAAGGCUUUAACUAUGGGUGACUGGGCCCGGCAGUACUUCCAGAGUCGACCUGCCCACUACAAAGCUCUUCUGAAAGAUCAUGUCUUUCGGUACCUCAGUGCUUUCUUGCCGCAAAGUGGAUUCCAAAUUCAGGCAUGCAACCGCUACUCCUCUGAGACCAAUGGUGCCAAAAUUGUUGCCACAAAACAGUGGAAUAUUAAUGACAGAUUGAAGCUGCUGUUGGGGUGCAUUGCAGAGCUGGGUGAUGCAGAAGUCAGUCUCCUGCGUUCAGGGGUUAAUGAUUUCAGUGUGAUGUAUUCAACACGCAAGCGAUGUGCCCAGCUGUGGCUUGGGCCGGCAGCAUUCAUUAAUCAUGACUGCAGGCCCAAUUGUAAGUUUGUUCCAGGGGACAGAAAUGCGGCUUGUGUGAAAGUGAUCAGGGAUAUUAAUCCUGGAGAUGAGAUAACCUGUUACUAUGGUGACAGCUUUUUCGGGGAGAACAAUGAACAAUGUGAAUGCUGCACCUGUGAGAGGAGAGCUGAAGGAGCUUUCAAAAAAAAGGAUGGAGAAGAUCAUGUACCUACCUCUACUCUGAACCAAAAAUACUGUUUAAGAGAGACAGAUACACGGCUGAGCAGAGAGAGGGGAAACAUAUUGAUCAAGAUACCUUCAGCAAAAAUUAGAGAUGUAACAUUGCUUCCAAAGGAUAGCAUUCGUUAUCAGAUUCAUCGCAGUGAAUCAUCAAUUUUGGAUCGAUCUUCUGCGAGUGAUGGACUUGGAGUAUUUGAAAAUGAAAAUCAAAAUGAGAAAAUUACUAGAGCAACUACAGCAGAAAACACUAGACUUGUACGGACAUUUGAAAAAGUGACUUCAGAAUCAACCUCAAUGCAAAACAAUGCCAUUUAUAAGUUACAUUCAUAUCGGUCAGUUGGAGACUUCAAACUAAAAGAUCUAAAGGUUUGUCUGGAGAGGUGCCCUCAUCUUGAAAAUCUGCAAAGACCCGAACUAAACCUCUCUAGUAACAGUAAGACCAAAGCCCCCAAAACAGUCACAAUGACAUCCUUGGUUAGCUCUAGUGUUUCUUGCCAGCCUUACAGAAAGGACUCGUCUUUUUGCUUUUCCCCUCCUCCUCCACUUGCUCUUGCACUUCCAGAAAGCAGAAAAAGAAGAAGAGUGCCACAACUGUCAAGUCAUUCUUUUUAUGAAGUGUCCAAAUCAUUUCAAGUCAAAGAACUGCAGACGUCCAAGCUAACUGGGUCCCACACAUUAAAGGAUUCCUCUUCUGGUCCAGUUUUAUUCAGCCAAAGAUGUCAAUCUGAAAUAAAAGAAAAGAGCUCAAAAAUGUCACUUUUAUUAGAAAAAUGUACUUCUUCAAAAGGAAAAGAAUCUUCCGAGAUCCAGAGUACUGAUCUUGCAAGUUCAAUUAAUACGGGGGAACCUCUGACCAGUUUUCAAUCAGUUUUCAAAACAAAUAAUGGAACACCAACUUUUCACGAACCGCCUGGAAAUAAUUGCAUUUUUCCAACAAUGUCUCUGAGGAAAAAAUCUCCAUCUCCUUUUGGUAAACACCUUGCUUCGUCUAGUAACCCAGAGUUAGGUAACAUGAUUCACAUUGGCAAACCAUGGCUUUCAAAUCAGUCAGUCGCUACCAAGUAUGGUUUGACACGUUACUUAACAGUUGAUCUGCACAGGGUCUCGGUCUCAACCAGUACUGGUGAUCAUAAAAACACCUCGAGAAUGAGAAGAAAAUGCACAUCAAUGCAAAAUGGAAGAAGACAGUUAACUAAAGCUUUACCGUGUGGUUUGCAACAAAAUGGGGUACAAAAUAGACAGGAAACUCAUUCUCCAAGAAACGUUAGAGUUGCUGAUCACAAAGCGGUCAAAAGAUAUUUUGGAAAAUUAGAAUGUAAUCAAAAUAAACACGGAGAGCCUGUUUCUCAAUCCUCAAGACCAGUUAGAGUGCUAAGAAAAGAAGGUAUGGAAAGCAGAACUGCUACAAAGGAAAGAAAACAUUUGGAACCAUUUAUUAGAUGCAAUGAAAUAUCUAAGGGCUGCUUGGUGGUUCUAGAAGACUGUAAAGCAGCAAGUGAUAAACUGUUUAGAAGGGAAGUGAAUCGUCCAAAAUGUGUUAACAGUAAUUAUUCCACCGUAAGGUCUAAUAAACACAGAUACAAAUUACAACAGAAAAAUAAAAACACCUUCCAAAGCAAAAGGCAGACUUGUCAGAUUCUUGCCACAAAUACAGAGAUAAAUAUUCGUGAGGUCAAAAUUGUUCUGCAAGAUCUGUUUCUAAAGAAAAUCCAUUCUGAAAGUAAAGAAAACACAUUAAGUAAAUUGAAAAAUGAGGUGCUAAGUUGUCAGUGUAAGCAGCAGAACAAUAUGUGUUCUGAGUUUAAUCUCUCUGAAGGUGUAGAGGAGAAAGUGAGAAAGACUAGUUCAAUGCAUGGAAGAAAACAAGCAAGAAGGAAAAAAUCUAGUUUCUCCCACAAAAGAAAGCAUACUGGUACACCUAAGCAGAAUCCUCUGAAGCUAAACUUUGGCAGGUCAGUUAUUGAAUCUCCAAGAGAAAAUUCUCAUUUGUUUUCUGAUAGGGAAGAUGACAAUAGAAAUCCAGGAGCAAAUGUUGAGGCUGAAGCCAGGACUGACUUGUGGACUUCAGAAAGAAGGCCUGGCAUAGGCAAUCGGAACAACUUGGAACAUUUUAGAAUUCGAUUAAGAAGGAGCAGCAUUACAGAAACAAGAAACACGGCAAGUGAAAGCAAUUCUUGUUCUGAAACAUUACACACAGUUUUCUGGAGGAAUGAGCAGAAAGAUGAUCUUGAUCCAGCUGAAAAUGUAGAUUUUGAUUAUUCAAAAACAGAAAUGGUUGAAAAGGAAGACAUGGAGACAGGCAGCGCACAUAUAGAGCAGACAUUGUUAGAAAGUCUCGAAGAACACCAAGUACCUGAAAGUGACAAUGCAACUAUUGAACACUUUAGAAUUCGAUUGAGAAGAAAUGCCACACAAGAAUUAGACCUGUGGAGCUCAGAAACCAAUAUAUAUUCAGUGAAAGAUUAUGUUUCUUCUUCAGAAAACAAAAUUGCACAAGGGAAAAAUGGAAACUUGGAAACUGACCUGGAAGGUUGGCCAGUUCUAGAACAAGAUAGGGAGUUCUCAAACCCAGAAAAUUUAAAAAUAAAACUAAGGAGGAGAGGAAGUAAGUGGGAAAAUUUGACCAAGAUAGAGCAGAGUUCAGAAGAAAUUAUAUUUUUAGAAGAUGAGUGCAAUGGUAGCAUACUUGAAUACUCAGAAGUAAGAGGAAUGAACAAUGAAGAAGCAGAUAAUGUCAUUGAAGUGUCUACAUCUCCAAGUUCUGAAGUUGCAUUUUUAGUAGGAAGUGUGAACUGUGAAGAUGUUUCUAAGAUAAAAAUAAUAGAUUCAGAAUGGGAUGAUCAUCGGUUGUCCUUUGCAGAAUCUGAUAAUAUGGUUUGCAGUUUGGAAUAUGGAGAAGUAAAAAGCAAUAGCGACAUUGAAGGAGUGAGGAAAAAUAAAAGACAAGGAAAAGAUGAGAAUAAUGAACGUCAUUUAAAAACAAACUUUGAAAGUUGUGCUACUUUAGAAUAUGAUACCUUUUCUGAUUGUUCUAGAGUAAUGUGUCAAAACACAGGGACAGAAUGGGAAAAUGCAACAGAAGAUGUCUGUUUGACACUACCUAAUUCAGGUAACACUUUGCUGUUAGAAAGUCAUGGCUACAGACAUUUUUCAGAAGUGUCUGGCAUCCGUGGAGAUAAUAGUACUACUUUGGACAGGACAGAUAUAAAUACAAUGUUAGCUACAGAGCAGUUAGGAGAAGUUACUUUUUUUGAUGACCAAAACAUUGAUGUAGAUGUUCAGAUAAAACCGGGAAAACUAGCAACAAGAGAUGGAACAUGCAGCAUAAAGGAUAGAAAACGGCUCAUGGGAAAGCUGCAGAAGUUUUGCUUUUCCAAGUCUGGACUGGCUGUACAAAGCACUAAAAAUAAAAAGAGGAAAAGAAAUAGACAGAAGAAAGAACCAGAAAAUUUGGGGAGAGUUCUCGCUCAAGUGGACAUUGCUGAAGAUGAUAGUUGGACAUUCUCGGAGAGUGCCCCAUCUGUUUCAGGGAUUUCAAAACUGAAAGUUGAAGAUGAUGACAAUCAUGUCCAGAGGAAUGAUAGAGGAUCAGACUGUGAUCCUAAACAACCUGGGGUGGCUUGUUUCAGUCCUUUCCGUCCAUCAAAACGUUUCCGCCUGGUUGUGGCUCAUGGUUCAAUUGACCUAGACCUUGCGUCUUCUAGUAGUGAGUAAAUGUCUUUGCAGAUGACCUAAAUGGUCAUUCAUUGUAGUGAAUGAAGAUCUUUUUAUUAAAGAAAUUUUAUGAUGCUGCUUCAAAGGUUAUUUACUUUUUUUAAUUUGAAUUGAAAUCCAGAGUUGGAAAAAAUGUUUAGUCUACACAUUGUGUGUAGUUCUUUUAUUUUGAUAUGCUUUAGACUGUUAAAAGGACAAUAUUUAUGAUGAAAGAAAAAGAUGACUGUAUUCUGACACAGUAGAUCUUUUUAAUUUCAAGCAUUUCUGCACAAAUUCUUAUUUGUCUAAAGUAUCUCUAUUUUUAAGAAUAAUUUGCAGUUGCGUUGAUAGUACUUGCUGCUGUUCCAGAUUUUUUCAUGUUCUUGUUACAGUUAAUACCAAACAAUUCCGUAAUGCUGGAAAAGUAUCUAAAACAUGUUUUUUCUUAGGAAAGCCAUACAUUAAGUAUAUUAGUCUAAUGGAAAAGAGGUUUUUAAUUUAACUUUUAAGGUGAUAAAACCAACAAUUAAAUAAAUUUCAGAAUUUUCCAUUGAUAUAACCUUUGUGUCUGCCCUCAACAGCAUAGUCAGGAUAUAAUUUCUUUGCAUCUGUGGAUUUUUUUCUUUUCUUUGAGGAGUCCAUUAAUAUGAAUUAAGUACCAUAGUUACUCUGGCCCUUCUAGAAUUUUUAAGUGAUCCGUGUUUUAUUUAAAUAAUAAUUAAUGUAUGUUUUCCUUUAAUAAUUAGUCAUACCACAAAGCAGCCUGAUGUAGGAAAAAGUCGUCAGGCUUCAUACAAAUCAGUACAUGACUUGGACAGUACUGUGUACACCUAAAUGGGCUGAAUGAUCUCUCAUCAAAAUUUCACAUUUCUAUAUUUGGAUCUCACUUCAUAGCAUGCUUAAUGUAUCAAUCUAAAAGAGAUACACAAAGGUACUUUAUACAAACAGUUAGUUAAACACUAGGUGACCUUCUAGGAAGCUGCCCAACAACUGAUUGUUCUGUAGCUUUCAAGACUAGAGGCAAAAUUUGGUAUAAACUAAAUAGAGGCAGCAGUCUGGUUAUUAUUUGCAAUUUUUAUUUCACUUAGCUUAAUUUUUGCAAUGCAUCUCUCUUUUAAAUCCCCUUUUUCUUAUUUUAUUGUUACUAUUCAUUCUCAUUGCAUUAGAAAUACUGUUUGCAGCUGGUUCAUCACAUUGCCCUACCUAUCAACACUGUAACUAUCAAUGAUUGCAAAAAUAACAUAUUAGCAAUCCUCUUUAUACUCUGCGCGCCCGCGAGUGUAUGUAUAUAUGUGUAAAGAGUGAGAGAGAAGGAGUGUGUGUGUCGAUACAUGUCUGUAUGUUUAUAUAUAUAUAUAUAUAUAUAUAUAUGUCUGUGUUUAUAACUUGUAAAAUAUGUAUGUGUGUUUUUUGUGAAAUAACAGUUAAGCGUGUAUAUACUGUAAUUAUCAGACUUUUGUUUGAAUUAUAAGCAGCCUUUAAAUAGGUCAUAAUUAUGUUAAACCUUGAUUAAUUUGUAAAAUUUACCCAAUGAUACAAUAAAUGCUAUAGAUCACAGUUACCUAUUGUUUCAAGUAAGUUUGUACAAAUUAUAAUGUCAGGUAAGCUAAUGAAAACAUUCAUCCACAUACUGUGGUGUCAUAUUGUUUAGAUCAUUUUAUUGGACUUAUUUAGAUAAACUUUUCUUUUUUGGGUCAUUGCCGUUUGCGUAAAGUGUACUCAAUUAUAGUAAAAUAUGAAAAUGUGUUGCAUAUUAAUGGCAGUAGAAUGUAGAUCAUUUAUAUAAACAUCUUUCUCUUUUUU
Erpetoichthys calabaricus (reedfish) is the source of this 6448-nucleotide messenger RNA. It is a transcript of the gene kmt5c, whose product is annotated as lysine methyltransferase 5C. Gene Ontology annotation, molecular function: protein binding; histone H4K20 methyltransferase activity. The record is from RefSeq and is a predicted model, not a curated record. Lineage: Eukaryota; Metazoa; Chordata; Cladistia; Polypteriformes; Polypteridae. Bases 188 to 4666 code for a protein of 1492 amino acids. Gene Ontology annotation, cellular component: nucleus. The transcript is spliced from 10 exons.